Messenger RNA from Bactrocera tryoni, 3608 nucleotides. It is a transcript of the gene Herc4, whose product is annotated as probable E3 ubiquitin-protein ligase HERC4. Lineage: Eukaryota; Metazoa; Arthropoda; Insecta; Diptera; Tephritidae. Bases 251 to 3415 code for a protein of 1054 amino acids. Gene Ontology annotation, molecular function: ubiquitin-protein transferase activity. The record is from RefSeq and is a predicted model, not a curated record. The transcript is spliced from 16 exons.
UUCAAAAUUCUUAGAAGCAGAAAAAUUGAAGAAGUCACCUUUGUGUGCGUUUUGAAUAUUUCUGCUUAUCGUAUAGCAAUUAUCGACUAGAAUUUUAAAUUAGUGGCUUUGUUAAGGUUUAAGAUUGUAUAACAUUGGUGUGAAGAAAGCAGUGCACAUAAUAUAUCAAAAAGGCUCUGUUGGAAAAUGUUAUCUACAUUUUAUCAUAAAAGCAAUUUUUUCACUUUAAAAUAAUCGACAAAUACACAACAUGUCAAUAUAUUGCUGGGGUAACACAGAGCAUGGCGAACUUGGCCUGGGCGGCAUUGAGGAAGAAGAGAUAUUGGAACCACGUGAAAUACCCUGGCAUCCAGAAAGUUCUGUAGUGAGCAUAGGAUGCGGACUCAAACAUACCCUGUUUUUAACGGAAGACGGAAAAGUUUAUUCAUGUGGAUGUAAUGAUUAUGGUCAAUUGGGUCACCAACAGAUGACAAAGCGGCCACAACACAUAAGUGACCUUGGAAAUACUGUCUUUACGGAUCUAAGUUGUGGCGCUAGACAUUCUUUGGCACUCAGUGAAUGGGGCCAGAUUUACAGCUGGGGACAUAAUGACUAUGGUCAAUUGGCGCUGCCAGAUUCGUCCGAAGUUGUACGUUCACCAAAAAUUGUGAAAAAGCUUGCUGCCCAAACUGUUAUUCAAAUCUCCAGUGGCUGUAAUCACAGCCUUGCGUUAACCAAUUGUGGUGCUUUAUACGCUUGGGGUUCAAACAUUUAUGGUCAGUUGGGCAUAUCACCGCCGAAUGAAUUAGCCCAUUCCACUUCUCCUCGCCUGGUAGAAUCAUUGCUUGGAAUACCUAUAGCUUUUAUAGCAUGUGGGGGCAAUCAUUCAUUUAUAAUUUCGAAAUCAGGUGCUGUGUUUGGUUGGGGACGCAAUAAUUGUGGACAAUUGGGACUCAACGACUGUACACAUCGACAUUUUCCAACGCAGUUGAGAACGCUUCGUAGUCUAUGCGUGCGUUAUAUAACAUGUGGCGAACAAUAUUCCGUAUUUUUGACCAACGACGGUGGUGUAUUUACAUGUGGCAAAGGGUCACACGGUCAACUUGGACAUGGUGGUAACUUGAACGAAGUACUGCCUCGCAAAGUAUCAGAGUUAAUGGGAAGUACUAUCACACAAAUCUCGUGUGGUUCGCAACAUACUCUGGCAGUAGUGCCUUCUCGAGGGCGGGUGUACGGUUUUGGGCUAGGUUGUAUGGGAAAUUUUGACACAAGUAAAGUGAAUAGCUGUACUGUACCGCAUGUUAUAGUUGGACCGUGGGUUUCUCCCAGUAGCUCUAAACUAGUCGAUCCUGAUACCAAAGAAAACAUAGACGACUCCCUCUUAGUACGUCAAAUCUUUUGUGGUGGCAAUCACUCAUUUGUUUUAACCACAAAAGUCGGUGAUAAAAUUCCUGCCGCAGAUUAUCGAAUUAGCGAACCACGGACUCAAAUUAUGUGCUUAACCAGGGAGCUAGCGGAACAGUGUGCUAUGGUGGAGAAGGAUUCGUCGAUCGAUAUGGACUUAUUGACAACCAUUGAAGUGAUAUUUAAAAGUCAAGCUUGCCUCAACGGAUCAUUUUUGAUAGAAAAUAAGCAUUUCUGUUGUACCUCAAAACAGCCCGGCGUAGAUUUGUUGCAAGUUAAACAAACUUUUGACUUUAUACGCAAAGUGGAACACGAAAGCAUUAAGCAAAUCAUUUGGGACAAAAUAUGCAAUGAAAUAAUUGCAUCACUCAUGCCAUCGCCAGCAGACGUUGAAACUUUGAGACUUUAUCUGAUUUUGCCAUUAUAUCAUGAAUUUGUCAAUUCUAAAAACUAUGAAACAUUACAUACACCCUUCAGCAAUGCUGUGCUCAGACUUAAAGAAAUACCUAGAAAAAUUGUUGUAAUGUGGUGGGCGCAGACGCCGAUAGACUGGUUCGAAAACCUGGUAUCGAACUACAAAAACGUGGUAGCUCAUAUAAUCAGUUUUAAAAUUGCUGCAAACUCUGGCGGCAGUUUUGAAAAGAAGUUAGUUACUUAUAAUUCCAAUUUGUCAGCGGCUUUAAACUUGUUGGUCGUGCUACAUAAAAUAAAUCACAAACAGCGUUUAGAAAAAAUCGAUUGUGACAUUUUCCACUGGCCAGAGCUGACAGAUUACGUUGAUAUCCAACAAGACUAUAUACAUUGGCUAUUCGAAAAAAAUCCUGAAGCUUUUAACAUCUGUAAUUAUCCGUUUUUGUUCAACGCAUCUGCUAAAACCACACUUUUACAAACAGAUCAAGCCAUACAAAUGCACACCGCUAUGCAAAAUGCUGCCAAUUCGGGAAUCCUCUCGCUUCUUACAUUUGGAACACCUAUAUCGCAAUUUAUUGUGCUGAAUGUUUCACGUGAGAAUCUAGUGCAGGACACUUUACGGGAAAUUAUGCAGUAUAAUCAAAGUGAUUUGAAAAAGCCACUUAAGAUAAAAUUCCAUGGGGAGGAGGCCGAAGAUGCCGGUGGUGUGCGAAAAGAGUUUUUCAUGCUUUUAUUAAGGGACCUCUUGGAUCCGAAAUAUGGAAUGUUCAAAGAAUAUGAAGACUCACACGUACUUUGGUUUGCGGAUGUUACAUUUGAAACAGAUGAUAUGUACUUCUUAAUUGGAGUAAUUUGCGGCUUAGCAAUAUAUAAUUUUAUAAUUAUAAAUCUACCAUUCCCGUUGGCGUUAUAUAAAAAACUACUGGAUGAACCUGUCGAUUUAACUGACUUGCGUGACUUAUCGCCAACAUUGGCAAACUCUAUGGAGUCCAUACUCAAAUACGACGAACUCGAUUUUGAGGAAGUGUUUAAUUUAAAUUUUGAAAUAUCUCGCGAUAUUUUCGGUGAAUCACAAACGGAGGAAUUGAAACCAAAUGGCAGCCAAACACCCGUCACUUUAGAUAAUAAAAAGGAGUUUGUCGAUUUAUAUGUUGACUUUCUAUUUAACAAAGCUGUAGAAACUCAGUUUAAAGCUUUUCGCAAAGGAUUUAUGAAGGUUUGUUGGGGACGAGUGUUACAAAUUUUCAAACCUGAUGAAUUAAUGGCUGUGGUUGUGGGAAACGAGGAAUACGACUGGCAAGCUCUCGAGCUACAGUGUGAAUACAAAAACGGUUACAACUCUGGCGAUCAAACAAUAAGAUGGUUUUGGGAAGUAUUCCACGAGUUGCCGGAGAGUGAAAAGAAAAAGUUUCUCCUAUAUUUGACUGGAAGCGACCGAAUUCCCAUUCAAGGAAUGAAAGCGAUCAAAAUUUGUAUACAGCCAACAAAUGAUGAACGAUUUCUUCCUGUAGCCCACACGUGCUUCAAUCUAUUAGAUUUACCUCAGUACAAGACUAAAGAGCGUUUAAAAUACAAAUUGCUUCAGGCUAUUCAACAAACUCAGGGUUUUAGUUUAGUAUAACUAAAAAUUCUUUUAGAAGAAAAGCCUACGUUAAGAAUAAUGAAACAUAUUCGUUAAACAAAAAUUCCCUACAAGUAACCAUGCAUGUAUUGCCCAAUUUUUCGUUGACGUAGAUUAAUAUCAUUAUUUUUUGUUUUUGUUUUAUCAAAAUUUUUAAUUGAACCAACUGCAUGUGUGUACAUAUGUUAUUUAA